AUGAGCACUGUUGCAGAAGGUGAUGGCGAAGAGCAAACGAUUAGUGAAUCAUUCCCAGACCAAAAUUCUAUUGAAUCGAUAGAGAAACAAAUCAAAAUUCGAGAACUAGUUAGCAACGAGGGAUGCUUUGACUCACCCAUCAACAUAAGUCUUACGUAUUCGACUCCCAUGACUCUAUCUCCGUUGAAAUGGGUGAACUUCGAAGUGCCUCCCAAGAAGAUGAAGUUGACGAACACAGGACAUACAGUGAUCUUCAGUGCAAAGUGGGGUCAAGAACGUCCAUACAUAAUGGAUGGCCCUUUCGUUGGAAGAUACGUAUUUUCCAGCUGGCAUCUCCAUUGGGGUAUCAGCCCCUUGGAGGGCUCCGAACAUGCCGUGGAUGGAGUAAAAUACCCUGCAGAGAUGCACGUCAUUCUUUUCAAGAGCUCUUAUCUAACCCAAGAAGCGGCGCUUAAGGAGCAAGACGGAUGUGCGGCUUUGGUGUAUUUCUUCAAGCUUCAGGACACGCCGAAUCCUUGUUUUCAAGACAUAAUCAUGACCUUAAAAGAUAUCCACGACCCGGGAACAUCGAGAAAAAUUUCACCGUCACCCAUAACAAGUAUUGUUAGAAAAUUCACCAACGACUAUUUCUUGUACUGGGGUGCUAUCAGUACGGCGCGAUGUCGCCAUUAUUUGAUGUGGUUGAUUAACAGGGUACCAAUAGGAGUUUCAGAGGCUCAAAUCGACGCUUUCCGAUAUCUCACGGACGAAGAAGGCCACCACAUUACAAGGAACUUCAGGGAGCUCCAAGACACAAAAGACAGAACUGUAUUACAUAUCAAUCCUUCAACGUCCAGGUAUGCAACUCUUCUGUCCAUUCCAGAAGAUAACAAUUAUUUUACCUACUGA
Molecule: messenger RNA, 888 nt
Organism: Acanthoscelides obtectus
Lineage: Eukaryota; Metazoa; Arthropoda; Insecta; Coleoptera; Chrysomelidae
Source: the annotation of a GenBank genome assembly